AUGGGCACUUACUCCCUUGGAUGGCAGUCACUCCACUACCGGGAUUCUACAGCCGCGGGUGGCAACUACUUGGUAACGCAACUCCUCGCGAACUGUUUCGCCAUUUCCGAGCAUGCGCAGACAAGCUCAAGCGGCCACGCAUAUUCCAAGGCCAGCCGGGAUGCGAAUGAACAGUACACAACCCCAAACUCGUACGAAGUGUCUCAGCAAUCCCCUCGUGCUAGCAGCCAGGCUCCAUUCAUCCAGAGCCAGUCCAUAUCUGCUCUCUCUUUGGAGCAGUACAUGAUUCCUCAUCCACCAAAGUCGCAGCGCAAAGCAGGACAUGGUUCUCAGUCCGAAGCGGUAGCCGAUUCAACUGUUCCAAUCCCCACUGCAGACCAAGUCACUCUGCUGCAGGAGAAGAUUGAACGGCUCGAAGACUCGGAGACGGAGAAGGCCCAGCCUCUCGCCAUCGGCUAUGCCCACACAGAGAGCGCGCCCUUGACAAACGGAAAUCACUCUCAGCCUGCUGAAACCCUCUUGUCCUUGUCAAACAAGGGCAUUGCCAGGGGGUUCAUCAUCGAUCCUCAGCCACCAUAUACCGCAACAAUAGCUCGACGAAGCAACGCGACUUCUACUGUUGCGUUCGCAUUCGUGCCAUCAUUCCGUAUUCCCCGCACCGUCGACGCUUCCUCUCCUCCAAUGCCGACCACGGCGACAUGGGAUACCGGCGUCGUUGAUGCUAUUGAGCUGAAGAUGCGCCAGGACCUCGGCAAGAGUGACUCGUGGCGGAGAGAUAAGACAUCUCGCAUAACACACUCCCAUCGUUUGCAAACAUUUGGCCGGCACUCACGCCCUCACUUAAGAGCAUUCCAGGGAGGACAAUCCGAUGCUCUGGUCAACCAGGUGAACAAACUAUUGCUGGAGACGGGUCUUAUGGGACACCGUCAAAUCCCUGAGACGAUGACCGUCAAGACAAUGGUGCCGUUAAGCGCCGAGAUUGUUCCAACCCUCAAGGGGUCCCACCCGCCCGGGCUUUCCGAGCAUAGCCAUGUCCGCCCCAAACAACAACACCCUCUGCGCGGCGAACAACAUCGUGCCGGCGACGAUAGCAACGACCCAAUCGAACCUCCGCCACAGGAGACCUCUGCAAUCUACUCAGCUCCCGCAGUCUCCACAUGGAAUGCUGGUCUAUCACCGUCGCCGCCGCUCCUCAUCAGCCUCAGCAUCCCGUCUUCAACUCCCCAAUUUCCCGACUUCUUGACUUCACGGUUUUCUUCUCCUCUGCAGCUCGCAAACCCAUCGGCCAGUCUCGUGGGCAAUAGCACCAUAGUCUCUGGGCUCAGCAGUCUACCUCCACCUUAA
This is a messenger RNA of Colletotrichum lupini, 1344 nucleotides long. RefSeq lists its product as uncharacterized. Lineage: Eukaryota; Fungi; Ascomycota; Sordariomycetes; Glomerellales; Glomerellaceae. The transcript is spliced from 8 exons. The coding region runs from base 1 to 1344 and encodes 447 amino acids. The record is from RefSeq and is a predicted model, not a curated record.